Messenger RNA from Elaeis guineensis (African oil palm), 876 nucleotides. RefSeq lists its product as uncharacterized. Lineage: Eukaryota; Viridiplantae; Streptophyta; Magnoliopsida; Arecales; Arecaceae. The record is from RefSeq and is a predicted model, not a curated record.
AUGAAACUUUUGGAAGUGAAGAGGCCAAGGCUCGAGGAUAGACACGAGAAUGCCAUCGCCUUCAUUGAGCAGGAUGUGGAGGGUGUGCUAGCCCCGCACAAUGAUGCGGUGGUUGUAACCGUGAAUAUCGCUGAUUAUAAUGUACACCGUGUAUUCAUUAAUAAUGGAAGCUCGAUUGAUAUUUUGAUGAUGCUUUUUGGCCUAAAGAAUGCAGGGGCUACCUAUCAGCAAUUAGUGAACAAAAUUUUCAAAGACCAACUUGGCCGCAACAUGAAGGCAUACGUAGAUGACAUGCUGCUCAAGAGCCGAACCACUCCAGAUCAUAUUGCUGACCUCCAGGAGACCUUCAACACCCUCCAUCGAUUUCAGAUGAAGCUGAACCUAGCAAAGUGUGCUUUCGAAGUUACCACCAGUAAAUUCUUCAGGUUUAUGAUCUCGCAAAGAGGCAUCGAGACAAAUCCUAAGAAGAUUAAGGUAAUUCUUGAGAUGAUGCCGUCAAGAACUAUUGAAGAGGUACAACAUCUUACUGACUUCAUCCUGGAGUGCACCAUCCCGAAUGGGCAAAGCUCAGAGGCUGGAGAAGAUCCAAAAGGUGGAGAGAGUUCAAAAGCUGGGGAAAGCUCAAGGAACGAGGAAGUGGAUGCAAAAUCUGAUCCUAAGGAGCUAUGGACACUGCAUGUCGAUGGCUCAUCAAAUGCAUCUAGAGUAGGGGUCGAACUUAGUUUUACCAGUUCUGAAGGAGACAUAGUAGGAUAUGCUCUACGCUUCGACUUCUCAGCUACCAACAAUGAGGUAGAGUAUAAAGAUCUGAUUGCUGGCCUCAAAGUUGCAAGCGAAGUAGGGGCUCAACAUCUAAAGAUUUUCAGUGACUCCUAA